Molecule: messenger RNA, 1704 nt
Organism: Saccharomycopsis crataegensis
Lineage: Eukaryota; Fungi; Ascomycota; Saccharomycetes; Ascoideales; Saccharomycopsidaceae
Exons: 1
Coding region: 1-1704 (567 amino acids)
Source: RefSeq, a predicted model, not a curated record
AUGCCUGGAAAUAACACCUCAUUUAAUGAAUCUUCAAACAGUAAGAGGCUCCAGCUCCCUUCUAACACACACGGCUUAUCCCCGAUCGCAAAUAAACCUUUGCUGCUGUUGGCAGCGCCAACUCUUACUUCAACAGGCCUUUAUCCAGAUCUCAAAACAGAUAUCACCAAAUUAAAAGAACGGAUCUCCCCUAUCAGAAGAAUACCCACUGACUAUGGUAUGAAUCGUGAAAAGUCCAUCAAUAUCGAUAAACCUCCCAUAAGACUCUCUCCAGUUCGAAAGCUAGGCACUCCUAAGCGAUCGCCAGAUCGUAAUAACAAGGGACUACGAUUUGUAAAUCCUCGGGAUACUUUUGGGAUCACCCAGAGUGUUGAUAGGAGAGGAGUCACUAGAACAUUAGCUCUUUCUAAUUUUGAUACCUCGAAUCUAUUCAACAGCGGGGGUCCUGGGGACAUGAAAUUUACUCGGAUUGCCAAUAGAGUGUCUCACAGGUCCCCGAAAGGAAGCCUUGACAAACCACGAGCCACUCCACACAGUGAAUCCCGGGUUUCCAAAAGACUUUCUAGUCGAUUAACGGCAUCUAUGAUGACUUCUACUAAAUUCAAAGAUCUUUACGCCAAUUUAAAACACCCUGCGGCGUUUGAUGGUGGUGUUGCAACCACGACGUUAACUGGGGGCGGUUCCCUGGGAAUGAUUUCUGCAUCAUCGAUAUUUGGGUCACCAAUCAGUGCAAGAAGUACUCUGCAAAAGCUGGGAAGUAAUAAUUUAUUACUGAAAUUGAAAUCGUCGUCAGUCAGUCCUCCUUCAUAUUCUCGACCUACGGCAUCUUCACUACUAAGGAGCUCGGAAGAACUUGUGAAUUUCAAAGACAAUAACUUCGAUGAUAAAAUUUCUCCAACCAAGAUCCAUGAAUUAAAUAAUCAAAGAAAGAAGAAUGAAUUGCUACAAUCGAAGAUUCCAAAACUUAAAUCGUGCCUAAAGACAAAAUUAGCUCUGGCAAAUCGAGUUUUUUCUAUAGUGAAUGAGCGAAACGAUCAAGAGAACAAUAAGGGGAUAGAACUCGGAAGAAAUGUCGGUAAUAAGGAGAAUGAUUCCCAGUGUUUGUAUCCAGGAGAUAAUAGUAAUAAUAAUAGUGAUAUGUCAAUGAUACAAGAUGAUCUUUCAGAUUCACCAAAAUUUCAAACGUCAGUGGCCCUGGAACAGCAGCAGUUGAAAAAAAGAAAAAGCGUCAAAUUCGACAGUAAUGUUGAGGAGUUGAAUCAAGAUAAUUCAAUCACCAAAAGAAAAAGAUCCGAAGCUGGUGAAGAUGAUGAUACCAUUAAAAUUGUGGAAGAAGUAGAAGCAGAUCAUCAAGAUAAGCACUGCAAGCCAAGUGAAACUCUAAAGAAAGAGAUUGUAACGAGUCCAGUGGCUAAAAUUAACCUUGCAAAAAAUACGGUAGCAAAUAAUAAGCCAGAUGAAGAGAAAAGUCGUGGGAAAAUAUUCAUUCAGCGGCUACGGGUUGAGCAGAAGUUGGAUGCUUUGACCAAGAACCAAGAUAUUAUUAUGGAACAGAUGAGAUCCAUUGAGAAUGAGAUCAAAGCGUUUAAGAAUCAAGCGUCAUUACUUUUUGACAGGUACGACAAGGUGAAGGAGGCAGAAAUCAGCAUUCAGAAGGAUAUUUUGGUGCUCAAUAGAGAGAUAAGCCAAAGCUUGCUGAAGUAG